Molecule: messenger RNA, 3664 nt
Organism: Diabrotica virgifera virgifera (western corn rootworm)
Lineage: Eukaryota; Metazoa; Arthropoda; Insecta; Coleoptera; Chrysomelidae
Product: IDLSRF-like peptide
Exons: 3
Coding region: 74-685 (203 amino acids)
Molecular function (GO): protein binding
Source: RefSeq, a predicted model, not a curated record
UAUUAGAGCAGGGAAGGGCGGCUUUUCUCUGAGCUGCCGCUUCGCUAGCCGCUCCCUUUAUUGUGCCCCAGCUAUGGUCCGGGAGGCGCCAACGGCUCAUCCCCUUCUGCUGGUCGCCGUCUUCGUGGUCAUGUGUGCUGCCAUACCGCACUCUAUCAUGGCCAUAGAUCUUAGCCGUCUCUACGGACAUGUCAGCUCAAAAAGAGGUGACGCGUGCCACCCAUACGAACCAUUCAAAUGUCCAGGGGACGGCAACUGUAUCUCCAUCCAGUAUUUGUGCGAUGGGGCGCCAGACUGCCCUGACGGGUACGACGAAGACUCAAGGCUUUGUACGGCUGCCAAAAGACCGCCCGUGGAAGAGACGGGAAGUUUUCUUAAAUCGCUUCUCCAAAGCCAUGGUCCGAACUAUUUGGAGAAAUUGUUCGGAAGCAAAGCUCGAGAUGCACUGAAACCACUAGGUGGAGUAGACAAAGUUGCAAUAGCAUUAUCAGAAUCACAAACAAUUGAAGAUUUUGGAGCAGCGUUACAUCUGAUGCGAUCAGACUUGGAACAUUUACGUUCCGUGUUUAUAGCAGUAGAAAACGGAGAUCUGGGAAUGUUAAAAUCAUUGGGAAUAAAAGAUUCCGAGUUGGGUGAUGUGAAAUUUUUCUUGGAGAAACUCGUGAAUACCGGAUUUUUAGACUGAACCAUAUUUGACCCUGCUGCUAUUUUCUUCGCUCAUCCCCAACCCCAUCUACCCUUAAGUAAAAACUUUUAUUCCUAUCUUCCAUAUUAAGUAUCUUUCUGUCUGUCUGUCUACUUCAUUGUUCAGCAGCAGAGUCCGUUAAACUCCGUCCCCUGUCUACACCAUCCCUUAACCAACGGCUCGUUUUCCCAAACCAACCACUAAUAAAAAUGGUAGAAGAGUAAUUUUACGCAUUUGUUUCUUUAAAAAUUAUUUUACAAAACAAAAAAUAUAAACGUUGGCCUCUCAAUAACACCAAACUUUACACUAAAAGGGUGGCCUUAGACAUUUUACGGUUUUUGGGGAAGCGAGCCUGGUUAUGUUUUUUACUCUGCUGGACAGCCCUUUCUGCUGUCUCAAAGGCUGGCUGCACAUAACCAAGGCCAACAACAAUUUUGAACUUAUGACAAACAUAUCAAAGCACCAAAAGGUCUUUGUAAACGGCACAUAUCAUAACUAAGUAUAUUGUUAGUCUAUAAGACAAUUUUAAAACACAGAUUUAUAUAUAUAUAUAUACUAGUACAUAUAGUUUUUAUUAAUGUUUUAGACAUCUGAAUGUUUUUCAAAGAAUGUAUCUCUUUUUGUCAAACACCUUAUGAACUUAAGUGAGAUAACUAGCUACAUGUUGGACUUACCAAAGACUUUCCUUUUUACUUAAUUCAACAACGAUAUCUUAAAGAAAAUAGAUUUAAAUAUAUAAUAUGCCACGACCUAACCACAUCAAUAAAAUAGCUAAAUGUGUGAUAGUGCUUCGUGUAGUUUUAAAAAAUUGCUAACAAAAUGUUCAUCGACAAUCAGCGCAUAUAUUACAAGUUUACGCUUUCAGCCAUAGUAUUUAUGAAAGCAAUUAAGUUUUAAUUAACGAAUCUGAGCUAAAACCUGAUCCAUAAUUUCACAGGUACAGUGUCAUAUUUUGUAGGUCAAUCAGAAACCCUUGUGGGGGAAUUGAGGUGUGAACUUUGUAGUAGGUGAAUAGAAUUCAAUGAAUACUGAAUUGUGAAUGUCGCAAUGGAUAUAAAAAUUGAGCUAAACUGAACAUUGUAAAUGAUUUUUUAAAAGACCUUCAUUGGAACUAUUAUAGCCCGAUUUUUCAAUUAAAAAGCGUAAUUUAAAAUAUGCGUCUAUUUAUAUUAUUCUUUCACUUUAUCUCUCUCCCACAAUUCAAUUUUGGCUGCUUUUGCCUGAGAUCUAUAAGUUAACUCUUCGACAUACAUCGAUUAGAUAUACAUAUAUAUUGAUAAGUUUGAAAGUUUUUUAUUGCACACAUAAUUGCAUUCUUUCUUUAAAAACAAAUUCUAGACGUAAUUCUUCAGACUAAAAGCAUAGUCACGAAAGAAUUUAUGCUAAGAAAAUCUGUUGUGCAAUGCCACUUAGAUAGUAAGUAUUAUACAGAUGUCCUACCAAUGUAUCUUACUACAGUCUAUUUACAGUCAUUUCUAGGCAGACCAUCACUUUCCUGUCAAUUUAUAGAAAUGAAAUUUCAUGUUGUGCAUACCUUAAAUAAAUAAAAUCAUAACCAAAACUACCUCAUAUAUCUCAGUUAAAUUGUGACAAAAAUGUAUUACAACAAUCAAAAUUGGUACACAAUGAUUGGGUCUUUCACGAUCCUGUUAUUGAUUUAUUAUUACCAUCUAUAUUUGUUGGUUCAGUGUAAUUGGUUUUUUAUUAUAAAAACCCUUUUAAUUAAUACGAUUCUUCUUAAAAUUUCAAUAAAACAUUUGUAGCAAAGGAACAUACUCUUGGAAUGUUGUCAAUUUUAUGAUAAAGUAUCAAGUUCUCCGAAAUUGAAUUUACCUAAUUGGUCAGUGGUGUACUUACUGUAUUUUAAUCCAGAAUCUAUAAACAGUUUUUAAAAAGUUGUGAUAUAUAAAUAGAACGGGAUGUUUUUGGUAGGCUCUUUACAGCAAUUAUUGUGGCACUAGUCAUAGAUUUUAAGAGUGUAUUAUUAAACAUAUCAAAUACCGGCUGGCCGGUUUAUGUUGCCCAAGAACUCCUCACCUGGGUCUAAAAAAUUUGAGAUCAUGCUAAAACUUUGUUGCAAUAGGUGCAGGGUAACAAAGUGCUGGCCUACCUUAACUUUACCAACUUAGGGGGGAAUUCAGGGCAUUUAUUAAGCAACGACACUGCGGGUUAAUAGGAAGCGCUUUGAAGGGCCUAAUGCGCAAACGCCCUGGAAACUCAUAGUGUCGAUUUUGUGAUUUUUGUAUAUAUAAUUAGAAAUUCUGAUGCCGUCGACACACUCGAAAGAUAACGACCUGACACUUACCAUCAAAUAUAUCUGGAGUGUGAAACACGCCAUCUAUUAACAAGCACAAUCACAUCCGCAACACGGGAAAAAUUUAGUCAAUAUAUGUUGUACAGUUUGCCUUCAAAUCCAUUCACCCUAAACCUAUUUCAAAAAUAAAAAUUAUUGGCUAAUGCGUAAAUCGUAGAAAUUAUCUAAACUUUAACGUAACUGAACAUUUCCCUAUACAUUUAACAUAUCUUAUACAUUAGAUUUUUGCUUUUACAAAUAAUAGAUUAUAAAAUAAAAAUAAGAAAAUAUUUUGUAAUCCAUUAGAUUUUUCGAUGUAAACCAAAGCAUACUGUGAAUAUAUUUACAUCAAAGUAAGCGUAAAUGUUAAAUAUUAGAGUACGAACGCACUCAUAUUUCUUUUUGUUUUUGACAGUGGUCUUUUGUGAUUUGGUUUGGGGUCAGAUUCAUGUAUAGUCAAAGUAUAUAAAUAUAUGAAAAAAAUUUACAAAUAUAUUUUUUCGAAUAGUAGUGCAGAUGUUUGUGUUUGGUACGCGAUGACACUAUCAUUUGAAUGAUGUACCUCCCGUAUGUAAAGGCUGGUAUAAUUAUUAUAUAUAUAAUACAUAUCAAAUAUUUUUAUCGUUAUUCAUUAUGUAAUUAUUUAUUGUGAAGUGGAAUUUCUAACUUAAUAAAUAUAUUAUGAA